AUGACCAAGAAUCUCAGCUUCGACGUUUACUACUCCAACGAGCUCGCCCAUGAGCAGUUCGGCGACGACAAGUCCCUCAUCGAACAUCUCCGCGAUAUCUAUGAUGGCGAGGACCUAGUCUUCCCCGACACCUUCGAGCACAGCGACACCACACCCCCGGUGCAGUAUCUCACCGUCGAGGCUCCUGACGACAUGACAGUCGAGGAGUUGUACGAGGUAGAGGUUCCUCGGGGAUUGAUGGUGAGGAUUGAGGAGUUGCCGCAGUAG
Messenger RNA from Aspergillus clavatus NRRL 1, 267 nucleotides. RefSeq lists its product as uncharacterized. Lineage: Eukaryota; Fungi; Ascomycota; Eurotiomycetes; Eurotiales; Aspergillaceae. The transcript has 4 exons. The record is from RefSeq and is a predicted model, not a curated record. The coding region runs from base 1 to 267 and encodes 88 amino acids.